Molecule: messenger RNA, 1869 nt
Organism: Knipowitschia caucasica
Lineage: Eukaryota; Metazoa; Chordata; Actinopteri; Gobiiformes; Gobiidae
Source: the annotation of a GenBank genome assembly
AUGCUCCUCUCUCCUCUGCUCCACUCUCCUCUGCUCCACUCUCCUCUGCUCCUCUCUCCUCUGCUCCACUCUCCUCUGCUCCACUCUCCUCUGCUCCACUCUCCUCUGCUCCUCUGCUCCUCUCUCCUCUGCUCCUCUCUCCUCUGCUCCUCUCUACUCUGCUCCUCUCUACUCUGCUCCUCUCUCCUCUGCUCCCUCUCUGCUCCUCUCUCCUCUGCUCCACUCUCCUCUGCUCCUCUCUCCUCUGCUCCACUCUCCUCUGCUCCACUCUCUCCUCUGCUCCACUCUACUCUGCUCCUCUCUCCUCUGCUCCACUCUACUCUGCUCCUCUCUCCUCUGCUCCACUCUCCUCUUCUCCUCUCUCCUCUUCUCCUCGCUCCUCUGCUCCUCUCUCCUCUGCUCCUCUCUCUCCUCUGCUCCUCUCACCUCCUCUGCUCCUCUCUCCUCUUCUCCUCUCUCCUCUGCUCCUCUCUCCUCUGCUCCACUCUCCUCUUCUCCUCUCUCCUCUUCUCCUCGCUCCUCUGCUCCUCUCUCCUCUGCUCCUCUCUCUCCUCUGCUCCUCCUCUCUCUUCUCUCUCUCCUCUCUCCUCGCUCUUGCUCUCUCUCCUCUGCUCCUCUCUCUCCUCUGCUCCUCUCACUCCUCUGCUCUCUCUCCUCUCUCCUCUCUCCUCUGCUCCUCUCUCCUCUGCUCCACUCUCCUCUCCCUCCUCUCUGCUCCCUCCUCCUCUCUCUCCUCUGCUCCUCUCUCUCCUCUGCUCCUCUCCUCCUCUGCUCCUCUCUCCUCUUCUCCUCUCUCCUCUGCUCUCUCUCCUCUGCUCUCUCCUCUGCUCCUCUCUCCUCUGCUCCCUCUCCUCUGCUCCUCUCUCCUCUGCUCCACUCUCCUCUGCUCCUCUCUCCUCUGCUCCUCUCACCUCCUCUGCUCCACUCUACUCUGCUCCACUCUACUCUGCUCCUCUCACCUUCUCUGCUUCUCUGUUACCUCCUCUUCUCUCCUUCUCUCACCUCCUCCUCCUCUGCUCCUCAGAUCCUCCGGGAGGCGUCUCCUCCGAUCCCCACGCUGCAGAAGAAGCUGCUCAGCCCUCAUCCUCCCACUGUGGAGAGCUCCAUCUGCCCUAUACGUCUCCUCCUGUUCCUGCGCGAAGGAACCAGCUCCGAGCUGCAGAAGAGCGAGACGUGUUCAGCGAACUCUCUGCUCUGAGGCGACACCUGAGAACACAACAGAGGCGUCUGCAGCACGAGAGAGACCUGGACCUGCUCUCUCCCAUGAGUGACAGGGAGGGAGAGCGCCCCCUGGUGGAUGUGUUUGACAGAGCUCGUCUCCGGCUCCAGGCUGUGGUCCACAGAGGAUCCAGCAGAGAACCCAAGAACCUGCGACAGAUCCACCACUCACUGCAGCUGCAAGACCACGAUCAGUCCAGACCGAGUUCUGACGUCACAAACAGCGACAUCUGGAGGAAUCAGAGUCAGCGCUCCUCAGCUCAGGACGCCCCUAACGUCUCCUCUCUCACAGACUACCUGGACCUCCCUCCCACUGGUCACAGCCGUUACCUGAGGAGCGCUCUGGGAGGAGGAUCGAGGAGGUGCUCUUUGCUGGAGUCUGAGGGAGCUUUCAGGGAUCCUCUCAGUGACGCCACUCCAGAGCUGAGGGAUCCUCCUCUGUCAGCAAGAGAGAGGAGGAGGAGGAGCAGAGCACAGACUGGAGCCUCCUCGACUCGUGAGGAGGCGCAGAGCGGCAGCAGCUUAAGUGGAAAGAACAAGGCAGCUGUGGGUUCAGACGAAGACUCCGACCCUCCUCCUCCUCAGAGAAACCGAUGGAGACGACCGACCCUCCCCUCUCAGCCAAUCAGAAGAGAGCACCUGGCCUUAUGA